AUGUCUGACAACGACGAGAUCGCACACGCUAUUGCUGGUGCCGGCGGAGGCGCUCUUUCUAUGAUCGUUACUUACCCGUUGGUGACAUUAUCGACAUUGGCCCAGACAACCAAGAAGACGAAGGAAGAGGAUUCCAAAAAGACGUCUUCGGUAGAAGCCACGAAGCAAAUAUUGAAGGAAAAGGGCAUCUUGGGUCUCUAUUCGGGACUUGAGCUGGCUUUGUACGGUAUCACCCUUUCGCAGUUCAUCUACUACUAUUUCUACGAGUUCACGCUGAACGUGUUUUUGAAAGCGAACAAGGCGGCCAAGCUUAAAAGAAGCGGUCUUUCGACUUUCCAGUCGAUCAUCACGGGUGCAAUUGCCGGUGCCAUCACCGUAGUGGGCACCAACCCUUUCUGGGUCGCUAACACCAGAAUGAUGACCAAGGCGAAGGAACACGGCGCUCUGAGUGGGUCUACUGUCAAGGCUAUUUUGGAGAUUGUUGAACAGGACGGUUUGGGAACCCUUUUUGCCGGUGUCUUUCCUGCGUUGGUGUUGGUGAUCAAUCCAAUUAUUCAGUACACCAUCUUUGAGCAGAUCAAGAAUAUCAUCAUUGCCGCCAACGGCGUUAAAGCGUUCACUGGUGGCAAGGCAUUCUUCAUUGGCGCCUUUGGCAAGCUCGUCGCCACUACGUUGACUUACCCUUACAUCACGUUGAAGUCGAGAAUGCACGUGAAGAAGAAGCAAUUGUCUGAGAAGUCCGGCGAGGAAGAGGUCAAGCUUUCCAUGUACCAGGAAAUCCGCAAGAUCGUGACGGAUGAAGGGUUGGAGGGAUUGUACCGUGGCUUGGGCAUUAAGUUGUUCCAGUCGAUCACCACGGCGGCGUUCUUGUUCUACUUCAAGGAGGAGUUGUUGUCUGGAUCAGUCAAGCUAGUGCUGAUUCUCCGUGGCACCCAGGUGAGAAAGAGCCUUCGUUAG
Molecule: messenger RNA, 957 nt
Organism: Candidozyma auris
Lineage: Eukaryota; Fungi; Ascomycota; Pichiomycetes; Serinales; Metschnikowiaceae
Exons: 1
Coding region: 1-957 (318 amino acids)
Cellular component (GO): peroxisomal membrane
Molecular function (GO): NAD transmembrane transporter activity; coenzyme A transmembrane transporter activity; FMN transmembrane transporter activity
Source: RefSeq, a predicted model, not a curated record